GGGGGCCUCAUUAGCAUGCGGAGGGCGCCUCUUAUAGGCUGCCGGGGGUGCCACUCAGGCCGGCCUCCUCCUCCUCCUCCUCCUGGCUCCCCGCCCUCUCUUUCCCGGCGAAGGCGCUCUGCUGCUGCUGGGCUCCGAGGGCCAGAGGCGCCGAGGGUGGCUGCGGAGGAGGAUGCGGCGUUCCCCGGCGGCGGGAGCCAUGGUGCUGGGCUCGCCGCGGCCCCAGGGCCUCCUCCUCCUCCUCCGCCUCUGGGCCCACGCAGCCUCCCCCUCCUCCUGAUCCUGACCCGCCUGAUCCAGCAGCAGCAGCAGCAGCAGCAGCGCCCCCGAGGACGCCUCCCCGAUGCCCCCGGGGCCCCCUCGACGCCGCCAGCGCUGCUCCCUGCCGGGCCAAGGAGGCUGGGGGUCCUCCUCCUCCUCCUCUUCCUCGCCAUGCUCGCCCUCUGCCUCCUCGCCUCCUGCGCCUUCGCCUUCGCCGCUUCCGACGACAGCCUCCUCCUGGGCUCCCCUGCCGCCUCCUCCUCCUCCUCCCGGGCCCUGGCCAAGCUGCUCCUGCUCCGGGGCCCCGGCCUCAAAGGACAGCCCUUGAACCCGGUCCCGGAGGGCGAGAUCGACGACGAGGAGGACGAGGAGGACGGAGGAGGAGGCGCCGCCGCCGCCGGGGCAGCAGGGACCUCGGCGUCCUCCCUCUCCAGCUUCCUCAACGGCGCCGGGAGCAAGCGCCUCCCGCAGGCCCUCAUCAUCGGCGUCAAGAAGGGAGGCACCCGCGCCCUCCUCGAGUUCCUCCGCGUUCACCCCGACGUCCGGGCGGUGGGCGCCGAGCCCCACUUCUUCGACCGCAACUACGAGAGAGGGCUCCCCUGGUACAGAGAGUUGAUGCCAAGAACUCUCGAUGGGCAGAUCACCAUGGAAAAAACGCCCAGCUACUUUGUCACAAAGGAAGCACCUGCCCGUAUCUCUGCCAUGUCGAAGGACACCAAACUCAUUGUGGUGGUGAGAGAUCCGGUCACCAGAGCCAUUUCUGACUACACACAGACGCUUUCCAAGAAGCCUGAUAUCCCCACCUUUGAGAGCCUGACUUUCAAAAACAGGACUACAGGCCUUAUUGAUACCUCUUGGAGUGCCAUCCAGAUUGGCAUUUAUGCCAAACAUCUGGAAAACUGGCUCCUGUAUUUCCCCAUUGGGCAAAUCCUCUUUGUCAGUGGGGAGAGACUGAUCAGUGACCCAGCUGGUGAGUUGGGCCGCGUCCAGGACUUUCUGGGCCUCAAGAGAAUCAUCACGGACAAACACUUCUACUUCAACAAGACCAAGGGUUUCCCUUGCCUGAAAAAGGCAGAAGGCAGCAGCAAGCCUCACUGCCUGGGCAAAACAAAAGGGCGGACCCACCCCAGCAUCGACCAGAAGGUGGUGCAGCGGCUGAGGGAGUUCUACAGGCCCUUCAACAUGAAGUUCUACCAGAUGACUGGGCACGACUUUGGCUGGGAUUGAUGGCUAAUAUAGAAGCAUGUGCCAGAGUUAAUCCUGUCAUUUCAGCUUGCUUCCUCCUAUAUCUGUAGAUAGGUCUAUAUGUAAAAUGUACAGAAAUCUAUUUUAUAAUAAUUUAUUUUUAAUUCAUAAGCAAUUAAUUCACUAAGUUGCCUAACCACACUAUAGCCCAUAGCUGUGUUUUAUUUUGUUUUGUUUUAAACAUUCCACAGUGUUGAUUCUUGCUAUGCUGUAGCUUCUUUGGUUGCCUGGUUCACUUUGAACUGGAAAGUGCUUCCAGCUAUCAUCCCAGGAGACAUUUAGGAUAGAAAAGUGGAGAGAAAGGGAGGUGGAUGAGGGAGAAUUGAGAAAAGCACAAUCUUUUUUUCUUCCUCUCUGAUACGGGUACUAGACAUGCUGAAAUACUUUUGUGCAAGGCCCUUCAGGUAGCAUCUUCUGUCUCUUCGUAAGUCAAUCCUCUUUCACAAUUCAGGCUUGGAGUCUAGCUGCAGUAGCUGUCUUUUUAUGUGGCUGUGGUACAGGGAGAGAAUUUGCUACUCUCCAGCCAUGCUGCUGCUGCUACCUGUUUCCCAGGUUCAAUGGUCUUGGUGUAUAGAGCAUUCUCUUGCUCCUUAUAGGGCAAGUGUGGAUCACAGAUGUUCUUGGACUGCAGCUCCCAUCAGCCAUAGCCAGCAUAGCCAACAGUAAGGCAGAGCUGGAAGGAAUAAGUUACAACUAGCAUAGAUAUAGCUGUGUUUAGUCUGUAGAAUGAAUAUGUAGAGAGCUCCUGUAGCACCUCUGAGACUAACUGAAAAAAAAAGGAGUUGGCAGCAUGAGCUUUCAUAGACUUAAGUAUACUUUCCCAAAUGCACCUGAGGUAGUAGACAAAUCUACAAAAGCUCAUGCUGCCAACUUGUUUCUUUCAUUUAGUCUCAAAAGUGCUACAAGAGCUCUCCAUAUACUGUUACAACCAGCAUAGUUAUUGAUAAUGAGUUACCAGUACUUUGGGGGAGGGCAUAAGACAAUUGUAUUUUAAAAAUUAACAUAAUGUAUGGAAACAAAGUUCCUCUGCUGGUGCAAUGAGUAAAAUUUUAGAGUUUAAAAAGUUACUAUUGAAGGACAUUUUUAGAGGUAUUUUGACAGGAAUUUCCCCAUGCUAUUCUCUUAUCAGUUUUUUAUUUUCUUAAAAAGUGACAGGGAUUUUAGAAAUAACAAGAGACACAACAAACAACACGGGAUGUUGUUUCUUAUGUAUUGCAACAAGUAGAAUACUUGUGUAUUAUUUAAUAUGGCCAUAAAUCAAUGAAUGAAAUAAUAGAAAUCACAAGCAAAAGAACAACAAAAGAAACAUAUUAUGGAAUAUACAAAGGCAAGAUCUUGUCAUUUGAAAAAAAAUGCUGUAAUAGUAACCCAUUACUUUUUAAGCACUCUUAACAGGUAACAAGAAUAAAUUGUUUUGAAAAGUAAUUUCCCAAGCUCUGGAUGAGGAAUAAUGGGAUUCGCUGUUCAAGAAUGUUGGGAAGCCCACCUAUUGCCCAAUCCUGUUGUAGAAGCUACAAGGUGAAAAACUUGCACUGUCUGGAUGUCUGUAGUAUCACUUUUCUUUUUAAUGCAGAUUCCCUGGGCUGAGAACUAUGCAUAUUUUGAUUUUGUCCAGCUUUAACUCUUUAUUGUUGAAAAAAAAGUGAAAUGUCUAACUGGAACAAGUCAUAUUACACUCUUGUUUUUAGGGGUUUUUUUUUAGCUUGAUUAUCAAACUGUUCUCUUAGAUGAAAACCAUGCUGUCUGAACUUGCAGGGUGAAUCACUCUGCUGCCUUUGACUCCAGCAAUCACUAGCCCUACAGUCAGUGUGCUAUUAGAUGAUAGAAGCCAAUGUAUGUGGCACAUUGCCAUAGUCGGCCUAGAUGGUGCCUCUUCCACACAUAAAGUUCACAAUGAGUAUUUUUGCAUUUAAGUCAAAAGCAAAUGGGAUUAGCGUUUGGUGCUGAGCUGAGAGGUUUUUGCUUGGCACAUGGUAUAAAAUGGUGUGUGUCUACACACACACACACACACACACACACACACACACAGGCCUACUUUCAUGAAACCCACUGGGAUGGGCAGUGGAGGUGAAGCUGUGCUGCCUGUGUGAAACUCACCAAAGAAUUUCACAAAUUGCCAUGCUGGAUUGCUGCCAGUGUAGUAGCCAUUUCAUGAGACUGAGAUGGUUGAUUGGGUCUAGUCACUGCUGAAUGUGCAGCAGCAGAACUACAUCACAUCAUUUUGUAGUGAAAUUUCUCAGGCAUGUCUAUGGGCAUGCCCUAGACAUUCACAGCAAAUUCUCAGAAAGCGGUAUUUCCAACAUAGACAUACAUUGAGUUGCCUGUCUAGGGCUUGGAAAGUUAUUUUAAAGUAGAAUAACUAUAUAAAUACUGAAGCCAAUUAUAAUUGGUUGGUUGGAUGAAGCUCUCAAUUCAAGAUCCCUCAUCCCCAUUGUCCUACAACAGCUCAUUUCUUUCUUUAAGUAUAUUGUUGUAUCCAUUCUUCUUCAACAUAAUUUUUCAGGCUCUCUUUCGGCAUGAUUUCCAGCUUUAUCCUGAGAGGCAAUUGCACUGGGUGUGCUCUGUAAGAAACUGUGACUGAUAUCCUACAUUGAGAAGGCAGAGUCUAAUGCUCCACCCAGAUUCAGUGGUUACAUGAAGUAGGGAGAGUACAGAAAUUAGAUCGAACUAUUCUGAGAAGGCCUGCCGGAAGAAAUCCAUCUUGACAGCUUUUUUGAAGUUGUCUAGGCUGGUUAUUUGACAUAUCUCUUCCUCUUCCUCUUCUUUUUUUACAUAAUUAUCCAUGCUAUAUUUGGGUAUGAUUGCCAGAUUUAUCCUGAGAGGCAAUUGCACUGGGUGUGCUCUGUGAGAAAUUGUGACUGAGAUCCUAUAUCAAGAAGGCAGUGUCUAAUGCUCCACCCAGGUGGUUCUUCUUCCUCUUCCUCUUCCUCUUCCUCCUCCUCUUCCUCUUCUACCUAAUUUUCCAUACUGUGUUUGGGUAUGAUUGCCAGCUUUAUCCUGAGAGGCAAAUUUAUUUAGUGUGCUCUUUGAGAAAGCGUGACUGAGAUCCUACAUCAAGAAGGCAGAAUCUAAUGCUCCACCCAGGUAGUUUUUCUGCACUAAAAGGUAAAGUUUUCUCCUCUGGUGUGAUUGUUAAAUUGUGUUCAACUGUAGGAGGAGAUGCUCAUCUCCAUUACCCAGACGAGGGAGCUAGCACUGUCAAAGAUGAUUCUGUGGUCAUGUGGCCAGCAUGACGCAUCAAACACUGUUACCUUCCCACCCAAGUAGUACCUAUUGAGCUGCUUGCGCUUUUACAGGUUUUUGAACUGCUAGGUUGGCAGAAGCUGGAAGUAGUGAUGGGAGUUCACUCUAUCACAUGGUGCUUGGGCCUCGAACUGCUGACCCUGCAAUGGCCAGAGUCAGUGUCUUAACCCCUGAGCCACUGCACCCCUCUCCUUCUGCACUGGCAGUUGUCAAAUCCUGGGAGAAGUUGCUGCUUACUGAUGGGGCAGGGAAGGAGGAGGAAGGCAGUUCAGUCAAAGAUGCAUUAGCUGGUCUCAGCUCAGUAGGAGAAAGAAAUAAGGUGCAUUCAUAGAGGGAGGGUACCCUGCUUUUCCUUAUCCUUUGAACCCAGACCAGCUGCUUCUUUCUCCUGUGAAUGGCCUCUCCCCUCCACACUGAUAAGCAACAAACAGUAGCAGUAGGGCUUGACAGCUAAAGGUUUGUUUGUGUGUUUGUGUGUGUUCAUGUGAGGUUUUGGACGGGGAGCAAAGAGUGUUCAUGUUUGCAGGCUUUCCUAUUAACAAUGCACCCUCCAGUUUGAUAGUCUUGGGGCCUGUGAAUAUCCUAUUACAGUUGGCCCUCCAUUUUUGCAGGGGAUUCAUUCCAGGCUCCCCUCCCCCAGUGAAAACCGAGGCUCAUGCAUAUUCAAGCCCCAUAGGCUUGAAUGGGGCACACCCCCAUGUGCACGGGCCCAUGUGUGCAUGCCACUGAAAAUAGUGGAGGUCGCCCCUCCGCAAAUAUUCAAGGUCGCGGAUCUCAGAUCCACAGGUUAGGACAGGCGACUACUUUUUUUGGAAAGUAACAACCUAUGAUAUGAGCAGUUUGACCCAUACAUUUUCCUACAGAGCAAUAUGCAAAUUUAAUAUUAAGCCUCUUUUCUUUCUCACUGUAUCCUUGGACACUCUUUUGACUCUGCUUUACUUAUUCAAUGAACAUGUUUUUUUUCUGGUGCCAUGCAGCAUAAUUUCCUUGAAAAAUCUCUGUUGAUUUGCUAUUUCUGAUUUUUUCCCUAUGAAUCCCCCCAACCCUUUCCUUUGUAAAACCCUUUUAAAAAUCUGUUUGCUGUUGGACUUCAGAACUCUGUGCUUGGACUUGUGUAUUUCUCCUUUGAAUAGAAUUGUAUCCAGAUGCCUUCCUGAACUGCACAAAUCACAUUUACAAAGUAGGCACUGUAUCUACAGGCCAUCUGAAUUGUUUUUAUGAAGUAAAAGUAAUAGUAUGCUGUUAACCCACUGUUAAAUAUUUUAAGUAAACUGCUAAUCCUGCUUGCGUGGCCCAUAUAAGGGAAACCUUAUGAAACCAAUUAAUUUUUUUUUUUUAAAAAAAAAAGCCUUACCUAAAAUUAUUACAGCCAUAAUGGCCACUGUACUGUCUGGCACUUGAACUGCUGACAUGAGCCUGAACAACAUCAUCACCAUUUUUGUUGGAGUUCUAAGAAUGUACACAAUCAUAACUCAGAAGUGUGGUUAGACUUUUUUUUCACAUAACAUUAAUUUAUGGCUGAGUUCCAUUCAGCAGUGCAGUAUGUCCAGGUAUUAGCAAUAUUUUUUGUGUGUGUGUGUGUUUGCUGUAACAUGUUACAUCUUAGAAUAGUAUACUUGUAAAGGAAAACAAAUGGCAAGCAAAAACUGUAAAUUGAAUAUUUUGUGGUAUGUACAACACAAAUUAAUUUUACACAGAGCUUUCUAGGAAGAUGAAAUUCUGAUUCAUACUAUUUCUUUGGAGAAAUAAAAUAUAUUUUACCAAAGUG
Molecule: messenger RNA, 6517 nt
Organism: Sceloporus undulatus (fence lizard)
Lineage: Eukaryota; Metazoa; Chordata; Lepidosauria; Squamata; Phrynosomatidae
Product: heparan sulfate glucosamine 3-O-sulfotransferase 3B1-like
Exons: 2
Coding region: 16-1488 (490 amino acids)
Molecular function (GO): [heparan sulfate]-glucosamine 3-sulfotransferase activity
Source: RefSeq, a predicted model, not a curated record